AUGGCUGAUAUCAGCAGUCCACCAGCUCACAACGGUGUCCAAGAUAACGGCAGGAUACGGGAAGGCCUGGCGGAGGUGCUCCCCAUCGAGGGCAAUAAGGUCUUUUAUAACAACGUCCAGGUCUUCAACAGAGACACGUCGGUAUUAGCCUUGAAUGUCUUCGAUACUUGGAGGAAAGACCAUUCCCCGCCGGGGAGGGCUGGCAGGGCCAUCACGGAGGAGCUCAAUAAGAACAACGAGGGCCUCACGGUGUUCGAGGCGAUGGCGGCCUCUGGGCUACGAUCGGUCCGAUACGCCAAGGAAGUGAAAAACCUGAAGCAUGUGGUAGUGAACGAUCUGGAUGAAAAGGCUGCAGAAAACAUCAAAGCUAAUCUCAAGCACAAUUGCAUACCCGAGAGCAUCGCCGAGGCCAGCCAUUCGGACUGUAUCAGACAUAUGCAGCACAACGACUUGGCUUACGAUGUGAUCGAUCUGGAUCCCUAUGGUAGCGCCUCGCCCUUCUUGGAUGGAGCAUUGAAUUCUGUCAAGAAUGGAGGUCUCCUCUGUGUUACGUGUACGGACUCAGCAGUACUCUGUGGGAACCACACUGACGUCUGCUACUACCGGUACGGUGGCAUCGCCCCAAAAGCGAAAUACUGUCAUGAACUAGCCUUGCGACUAAUGCUGCAUGCUAUAUCGAGCGCUGCUGGGCGGAGGAAGCGUGCGAUCGUCCCUUUACUGUCGCUGAGCAUCGACUUCUACUAUAGAGUGUUUGUUCGCGUUGUCGACUCUCCUAAGGAUUGCGGCAAUCUGGCAGCUGACACGUCCCUUUUAUUGCAGUGUGUUAACUGUGAAUGGCACGAGCUGUCCCCUCUAGCACAACCGAAGUCGGAUAAGAAUCCCACUUUGAAACCAGGCACUCUAUUGGGUGAACAUGGCGGAACUGCACCGCCGGCCACAUGUCCUGUAUGCAAAGGACGUUUGGCGAUGGGAGGUCCGUGUUGGACGGGUCCCCUUCACGAGGCUUCCUUUGUGAGCGCUAUGUUGGCUGAGAGCUCGGACACUGUGGGGAGAGCUGAGAAGUAUCCUGGUAUCACUGCUUGGAAGAAGGUUCAUGGCUUGCUCACGGCUGUGUCGAUGGAACUGCCUGCUGCCCCAUUGUUCUACACACUAGAUGGUUUGAUGUCCAUCACUAGAGCCCCCAACUGCCCUUUGCAGAAGUUCAAGAAUACUCUGGUCAAGCUCGGCUACAAGGUUAGUCACUUCCAUCGAGAACCGAUGGCUAUCAAAACUGAUGCUCCUUCCGAAGUUGUCUUCGAUCUGGCACGGGCAUGGGCAUUGCAGCAUCAGGAAACAUCCAAUGUAGUUCUGAAACCGAAGGUAGAGGGCUUCCUAGACCAGGGAACCAGCAGCCUCCCGGAUCGAGAUUGGCGGAAGAUCAACUUUGAUGAACCAGUCGCUAAAGGCGAUGCUAAAGAACCCGGGAGUGAAGGCGAUAAAGAGCAACAUCAUAAGAAGAGGACACCUAUGUUCCUGCCGAACCCCGAGUCCAACUGGGGUCCUAAGCGAGCAGCUGCGGGCUGGCCUGGAGGAAAGUGCAAGAAGGUGAAGACACAUCAUGAAGGAGAGGAGACGCCGUCAUCGGCCGAGGAAGCAACAGGCCAGAAGGCACAGUGAUUUCCAAGUCUACCAAA
Perkinsus marinus ATCC 50983 is the source of this 1673-nucleotide messenger RNA. RefSeq lists its product as hypothetical. Bases 1 to 1656 code for a protein of 551 amino acids. Gene Ontology annotation, cellular component: nucleus. Gene Ontology annotation, biological process: tRNA N2-guanine methylation. The transcript has 15 exons. Lineage: Eukaryota; Perkinsozoa; Perkinsida; Perkinsidae. The record is from RefSeq and is a predicted model, not a curated record. Gene Ontology annotation, molecular function: RNA binding.